This is a messenger RNA of Impatiens glandulifera, 1403 nucleotides long. RefSeq names its product WD repeat-containing protein GTS1. The transcript has 8 exons. Lineage: Eukaryota; Viridiplantae; Streptophyta; Magnoliopsida; Ericales; Balsaminaceae. Gene Ontology annotation, molecular function: protein binding. The coding region runs from base 75 to 1226 and encodes 383 amino acids. The record is from RefSeq and is a predicted model, not a curated record.
UUACCCUCCUUCUUCUUCUUAACCUAGUUAGGGUAAGGCUUAAACCCUAAGAAGGAGAAAUAUUCUGUUGAGAGAUGGAAUCAAUGGAGAUGGAUGUAGAAGAAGCUGUAACAAUUCCAAAGCCCGACUCUUUCAAACGAUGCGGACUCAAGAGCACAAUCCAGACCAACUUUGGAGACGAUUAUGUUUUCCAAAUCACCUCCAAGGAUGAUUGGUCUCUUAUGGCGGUGUCUCUAUCUACGAAUUACCUAAAACUAUACUCGCCUACAACAGGUCACUACUUAGGAGAAUGUAAAGGUCAUACAUCCAAUGUCAAUGAUAUCUCCUUUUCUGAUAAUUCGAAUAUCCUGCAUUCUUGCUCUUCUGAUGGCUCCCUCAGAUCCUGGGACACUAGAUCAUUCCAGCAGGUGUCUUGCUUGAAUACAGGUCCUUCUCAAGAAAUUUUCAGUUUUUCUUUUGGGGGAACAAGUGGAAAUCUUGUAGCUGCUGGAACCAAAUCCGAGAUAUUCUUCUGGGAUUGGAGGACCAGGAAACAGGUUGCAUGCUUGGAGGAUUCUCAUAUCGAUGAUGUUACCCAGGUUCACUUUAUACCUGGCGUAGACAACAGGCUUGUCUCUGCUUCAAUGGAUGGGUUGAUUUGUAACUUUGAUACUAGUGGGAAUAUAAAUGAUGAAGAUCAUUUAGAGUCGGUGAUUAAUAUUGGAACCUCAAUAGCUAGAGUGGGAUUUCUUGGUGAGAAGCUUUGGUGUCUGACACAUAUUGAAACUUUAAGUGUUUGGGAUUGGAAGGAUGGAAGUAAUGUGGUUCUUUUUGAGGAUGCUCGAUCAUUGGCAUCUAAUAAGUGGUCAUUAGAUCAGGUGGACUAUUUUGUGGAUUGUCACUACUCGAAAGAAGAUGAUUGUUUAUGGGCAAUUGGCGGUACGAAUGGAGGCACGUUGGGUUACUUUCCUGUGAGUUAUGGAGGAUCCGGUGCAAUAGGGUCUCCAGAAGCUGUUCUUCAAGGUGGGCACACAGGUGUAGUUAGGACCAUACUGCCCAUGAGUGGAAGAAGUGCAUCCCAAAUCGACAAUGGCAGCAUUUUGGGCUGGACUGGCGGUGAGGAUGGUCGGUUGUGUUGUUGGUUGUCUGAUAAAUCAUCUGAUAGUAUUACUUCUUCUUGGAUAUCAAGUGGGUUGCCAAUCAAGAGUUCAAAGGAUCGCAGGAUAAAAAGACAUCAGCCGUAUUAGUCAUACUUGUUACUACUACUGUUAACAUAUAUUUUGUUAUGCUUAUAUUAUUAUGGAUUAUUUAUUAUUAAUGCAUUCAUAAAAUAUUUCAAUUUUUUUCUUUUAUAAAAUUGCAAUACUAUUAGUUUGUUUACUUUUUGUUAGGGUGAAAUACAAUAUUUGUUUAUUAUUUCAACA